UUGAAGGCUAAUCCACAUGUUAAGUUCAAAGAUGUGCGUGUUUUACAAUCAAUUCAAGCAGAUGGUUAUUGGAAAGCAGAGCAUAUGAUUGAACAGUUAAUGAAUAGAGCAAUCCCCAUCUUUGAAAUAAUCCAUCCUGGCUGUAUUGGAGUCUUUUGUUUUGAUCAGUCGACAAAUCAUAAUGCAAUGGCAGAAGAUGCACUAGUAGUUACAAGAAUGAAUUUAGGUCCAGGAAAAAAGCAAGCAAAGUUGCAUGAUG
Molecule: messenger RNA, 259 nt
Organism: Paraglomus brasilianum
Lineage: Eukaryota; Fungi; Glomeromycota; Glomeromycetes; Paraglomerales; Paraglomeraceae
Source: the annotation of a GenBank genome assembly